AUGAUUACAAACUGCUGCUUUGCAGCACAGCAUUUAACGAGCAGUGUGCAAUGCGCGCUCGGCAUCCCUCAUAAUCACAAUAACACGGAAGCUUUGAUCAAUGUGCACGUUACUUUGACGGAAGUGCCUCGGGGAUUCCAGAAAUACACCGAUGUAAAGGACUGGCUUAAUCCACACGUGCUUGUCCGUUAUCCCAUUUGCCAGGGGAUGCUGGUCGUUCUAUUGCUCAAAAUGACGCGGCGCAAACAAAAUACAGACGGAAAAGUGCACAGUGAU
This is a messenger RNA of Gongylonema pulchrum, 276 nucleotides long. The record is from the annotation of a GenBank genome assembly. NCBI's taxonomy places the organism in Eukaryota, Metazoa, Nematoda, Chromadorea, Rhabditida, Gongylonematidae.